Molecule: messenger RNA, 2271 nt
Organism: Cryptococcus wingfieldii CBS 7118
Lineage: Eukaryota; Fungi; Basidiomycota; Tremellomycetes; Tremellales; Cryptococcaceae
Product: peroxisomal copper amine oxidase
Exons: 15
Coding region: 1-2271 (756 amino acids)
Biological process (GO): amine metabolic process
Molecular function (GO): quinone binding; copper ion binding; primary methylamine oxidase activity
Source: RefSeq, a predicted model, not a curated record
AUGCCCGCCCAGUCCCCCUACGCACACCCCCUCGACCCUCUCUCCGCCCACGAGAUCCACGACGCCGUCUCGGCAGUCCGAUCCUUCAUCCAGAAGGGUGCCUACAAGAACAAAAAAGCCAUCGAGAAGCCCAUCUUCAACAGCGUCAACCUCCGUGAGCCUAGCAAGUAUGCCGUCCUCAAGAGGGAAGGUGUUCUCGCCAAGGAAGACCUCGCGAAUGUCCGCGGGGAGAAGGACGACGUCAAGAGGCAGGCCGACGGCAGCCCUAUCUCUUAUCGCAUCCAUAUCAUCUGCCCCAUCACUUCUCAGAGUUUCGAAGCAAUCGUUGACCUGCCCCCCAAUGUCACGGGCAUUCCCGGUCCCGAGGUCGCCGUCGUGACGGACUGGGUGGCCCUUGAAGAGCUUAUCCAGCCUUCUUUACACACAGAGGAGCUUCUUUGGGCUGAAAACCUUUGCCAAACCAACCCUGAAGUCAAGGUGGCUUGCGACGCCGUGGGCAUCGAUCAGAAGAACAUCUUUGUAGAUGGUUGGUGUGUCGGAGUCGAUGAGCGUUUCCCUGGACGAAGGUUGCAGCAAUGCUUCAUCUUUAUCCGAAACAGGCCCGGAGACAACCUCUACGCUCACCCUUGUGAAUUCGUUCCCGUCAUCGACUCUCACACUGGCGAGCUUCUCACCAUUGACUAUCCUCCCACCAACGUUGCUCCUGGCGCUGAGCACCCUCCAUCAUCCGCGGAGGCAUACUCCCAGACCAAGGUCCGAGACAGGUUCGCACCCCCCACCGCUCCCCACAACUAUCUCCCCGAGCAGAUCGCCCAGGACGACCCCACAUUCAAAGUACGAGACACUCUGAAACCCCUGCAUGUAAUCCAGCCCGAGGGUGUCAGUUACAAGCUUGAGGGUAGGACUCUGAAGUGGCAGAACUGGAGCGUGCAUGUCGGUUUCAACUACCGUGAGGGUCUUGUCCUCUCCAAUAUCACUUACGACGAUGGCGCCAAGGGCACCCGACCGCUGUUUUACCGUAUGUCUGUCGCUGAGAUGGUCGUUCCCUACGCCAAGACCGUUUUCCCUCAUCACCGAAAGAUGGCUUUCGACAUUGGAGAAUACGGUAUUGGUGCUCUUGCCAACUCUCUCGCCCUGGGCUGUGACUGCUUGGGCAGCAUCACUUACCUCGAUGCCGACUUUGUGACCCGAGCUGGUGGUAUCGAGACCAUCAAGAGCGCUAUCUGUAUUCACGAAGAGGAUGCUGGUAUCCUUCACAAGCACACCGACUUCCGUGACCUCCGCGCCCACGUCGCUCGUAACCGAAAGCUUGUCAUCUCUUCCAUUUGCACUGUCGCCAACUACGAGUACGGGUUCUAUUUCAACUUUGGUCUUGAUGGUUCGGUCGAGCUGGAAGUCAAGGCCACCGGUAUCGUCAAUGCCUACACUCUCGCCGCUGGCGAGCCUAAAGACUUUGAGCACGAGUGUGAAGUCGCCCCCCGUAUCUCGGCUCAGAACCACCAACAUCUGUUCUCUUUCCGAUUGGAUCCCAUGAUCGACGGUAUUCAGAACCGCGUCGUCCAAGCCGACAUCGUCUCUGACGAAGGAUCACUCGGCAGCGACUCCAACUUUUACGGCAACGGCUUCAAAGUCCAAAAGACUCCCUACACCACGAGUACCAAGGCUGUGGCAGACUAUGAUGCGUACAAGAAUAGGACGUGGAUGAUUGAGAACCCCAACAAGCAGCACUACAGCUCCGGAGGUAACGUCGGUUACAAGCUUGUCUGCAAAGAUAUGCCUCCUCUGCUUUCCAAGCCCGGCUCUCUCGUCUACAACCGAGCACCAUUCGCCCGCCACAAUGCAAGUCUACAUCCCUCCAUUAUGUUUGUGACCCCCUUCAACCGGGACGAAAUUUUCCCUUCCGAGAUCCACAUCAACCAGAACCCCGGUGGUGAAGAGUUUGGUAUCACCAAGUGGGUUGCCAGGGAUGACAAUAUUGAGAAUGAGGAUAUCGUCUUGUGGCCUUGCUUUGGUGUCACACAUAUUACAAGGCCUGAAGAUUGGCCGAUCAUGCCUGUCGAGAUCCUGAGAGUACACCUCAAGCCUUCCGGCUUCUUUGACAGGAACCCUGGUCUCGACGUCCCGCCAUCAGCGGACAAAAAUUCGCGUAAUGCCGAUGAGGCGCUCGCCAACGGCGUCAACGGUGUGCAUAUCGACAAGGAAAAGGUCAUCGAGCCCAACAAUGGGACUUUCAACAGCAGUUUGCCGUCCGUCAACCCCAUCAAGGCUUAA